Molecule: messenger RNA, 1468 nt
Organism: Suncus etruscus (white-toothed pygmy shrew)
Lineage: Eukaryota; Metazoa; Chordata; Mammalia; Eulipotyphla; Soricidae
Gene: CDCA5
Product: cell division cycle associated 5
Exons: 6
Coding region: 1-1149 (382 amino acids)
Source: RefSeq, a predicted model, not a curated record
AUGGACAGACGGCGGGAGCUCGGCGCUCAGCCCGGGGUCCCCAACUCGGCUCCUGCCCGCUGCCGGCAACAGCUCCGAUUAGCCCUACGGCAAGAGCUGCCACGUCUCUUCCGGGUGCGGCGCAGGCUGAUGACGACACGCACGCUGAUGACGGCCCCGCCCACAGAGCGCGAGCCGGAGAGGGCGGGGCUGCGCGACGCAAUCCGAGCGCGACAGGGCGGGCGAUUCGAACGUUGUUGCGGGAAGAAGCCGUUUCCUGGACGGCGCGAAGCCGAGCUGCAAGCGGCGGCGGCGGCGGCGGCGGCGGAGGAGGUCGCGACCGCAGCGGAUAAUGAGCGCGAGGCCAGCGCGGGGCCCACGACGAGCCCCGCCAGGCCGCUGCGCCGGUCGCUGCGCUUAUCGGGAGCCGAGCUCCGCAGCCUCCAGCCCGGGGACGGCCCGCAGGAGAGCCCGGGCGCCCUCGACGCCGGGCCCCACGCCCAGAAGAGGCUCGCAGCGCCCCCACCCCAGGCGCCCCCGGCACCCCCGGGCCACAAGGAGAUCGUGCUCAGGAAGAUCGUGCCCCGAGCCGCCCAGACCCCGAAGGGCCGCACACCUUCCUCCAAGAGCCCCAAGAUCACCUUUUUCUUGGAGAAGGAGAACCAGUCCCCCAUCCCUGAGCCCACCUGGGAGAGCCUCUUCAAGCCUUGCAGCGGGCCCAGCACCCCGGAUUCCCUGCCCGCUCCACUCCCCCCAGGCCCCAACUCUACCUCCAAAGUGGACUUAGACCUCAGAGACUUGGAGAUGUCCAAGAAAGUGAGGCGCUCCUACAGCCGCCCGGGGACCCCCAGCACCGCCAACUUGGCCACCACUUCCACCCCUGCCGCUGGCCGCCCCUCCUGCUUCGGCUUUGAGGGGCUGCUGAGCACCGAAGAGCUAACCAGGGUAUCACCUGUGGUGUGCCCCAAGACCACCGAGCCGUCUGAGGUGUCCGCAGUGCCCUGGCUCCCUGACACCGCACUCCCCGGCAUCUCGCCCCCCAUGGCAGCACGAGAGAAACGGAAGAAGAAGAAGGUCCUGGGGGUCCUGAAAUCAGAGCUGGAUGAAUGGGCUGCGGCCAUGAAUGCAGAGUUUGCCGCUGCUGAGCAAUUUGAUCUUCUGAUAGAAUGAGAUGCUCUGGGGGUGCAUCUGGCCUGAAUCCCCCCACCCCUAUACAUAGUUCCUCACCCUCAUCCUGUGGAGAACACCUGGGGUCCCCUCCCUGGCCUAGUUUCCAGUAUGUGCUAUGACUGUGACUGAAACCUGCUGCUCAGCUGUGAGAAGGGGCUGCAUUUGCACCUCGAGAGCCUGGUACUCCCAAUGCCUCCCAUGCAAGGGGGCUGUUCCCCAGCACGGCUUCCUCUGGUCCCUCCUGUUGGCAGAUCUGAGCCUGGAGACCUUUUGGCAGAUGCACAGGAGAACUGAGAAUCCGGCUGGGGCAGCUCGGCCU